This is a messenger RNA of Blastomyces dermatitidis ER-3, 1472 nucleotides long. RefSeq lists its product as uncharacterized. NCBI's taxonomy places the organism in Eukaryota, Fungi, Ascomycota, Eurotiomycetes, Onygenales, Ajellomycetaceae. Bases 780 to 1190 code for a protein of 136 amino acids. The record is from RefSeq and is a predicted model, not a curated record. The transcript has a single exon.
CUUCAGGCCGUGAUUUCUCCGCGAUAUCAUACUUUUUGUACUCCGGACUCUACGCGACGGGAACAGCAGUUUGGGGUCGCCAGAUGUGGAGGUGAUACGGCUCCAGGAGCGGCGGUGUUGUUCGUUAUCGCCCCGCGACCCACUCGAUUGAGCUGCUGUUUGCAGUGACCGUCUUUGAAGUCUCCCUUCGCCCGUUCCCUACAACGGGGUAUUCCAGAGAAAUGGAAUAAUACCAUUGCAAUAUGGAUUUUUUUGACCUACGCUCUCAUUCUUUAUCCACCGCAGGACUCUGGGGAAAGUGGAGAUUCAUAUUUAUUAUGUCUUGCUACCCGCCUGGAUAUCUCAUAUAUACCCAAUGUCCCAUUGCAAUAAUGUUUAUAUCUCCCAAGGAUGCAGAGAGAUUCGCUCUUUCAAGGGCACUAUAACCUAUGGCCGAAAACAUACGUCUAUUAUCAGUCUGUUGGACAGAAAAUGUCUUUUGCUAGCCAAAUUCCGGCCUGCAGGACAAACAAACCGCUCACGUUUGCUGUCAUUCCGGAGAUAUCCAAGAUGUGAUAGUGAAUCGCAGCCUGCUUUGAUUCCCUCUGUGCGAGGGGGGAGAGGUAUAUAUAUACCUUCAAUUUCUAACCGUGGCCUUUCCUUGCUACAACUCCUCUCUACGACAUACCUUGCUUCCUGUGGCCUCCUCCUGAGCUUGAAUUUCUUUAGAAGACUUUACAAGAAUUGCAUCUCUUCUCAUACCCACACCUGGCUGACCUCUUAGGUGGCAUAUCAAAAAAAUGAACCGCUUCAACAUACUUUUUGCAAUCCUCCUACAUAUCUUCGUCGUUGCAGGUGCAUCCACCCCUCUAUCACCGGAAACCAAUGCCACAAAAAAUGCACCCGUUGAAAAGUUCACUCUCGCCCCAGGCGUCAUGGUAAACACGCUCGACCCGGAGUAUCUCCCAGUCCAAGAGUCCACAAAAAAUCCCAGAAGCACUCUCCAUCGCCGUCGGACACAUGUAAAGGAUAUCAUGAUGACUCUGGGCCCACGAGCCGACAAACCUGUCUGUCCGCGGGAGAAACCAUGGCUCUGUGAAGGGAAAACUUGCAUGAAUAAAUAUUUCCAGCUCUGCUGUAAGGGGGGUGGGGUUUGUGAUAGCCCUAAGCGUUGCGUCAUGACGUUGUUUAAUACGGUUACGUGUGGUUAAUUAGCUGGGGCCCGGUGGGAUGGAUUGGAUAUGUUGAGUUAUGAGGGGUGGAUAUACUGUACUUCUUCAAGACGGCUAUAUUAGGAAUAUUUACGUCACUUAUUUUUUGGGCAUGGAAGCUUGUUUGAACGCUGAUAACUUUUGUGCUCCUAUUUCCAUGACCUGCAAAGCAUAGCUUCGAAUUAAAGCCGCUGGAAUACAUACAAAAUAUCCAAGGAACUAAGAAUAUCCUCUCUACUAUGUAAGCUCUCAAAUAAUGAUAUGUUUCAUUCUUCAAUUGGC